Syngnathus typhle (broad-nosed pipefish) is the source of this 1455-nucleotide messenger RNA. RefSeq names its product retinaldehyde-binding protein 1-like. Gene Ontology annotation, cellular component: membrane. NCBI's taxonomy places the organism in Eukaryota, Metazoa, Chordata, Actinopteri, Syngnathiformes, Syngnathidae. The record is from RefSeq and is a predicted model, not a curated record. Gene Ontology annotation, molecular function: phosphatidylinositol bisphosphate binding. The transcript is spliced from 8 exons. The coding region runs from base 176 to 1114 and encodes 312 amino acids.
AUUCAAGCUCCACCUUCAUUUUGCAUUAUGCAAAUUAGCCAAUUGGUUGGUGGCAACUAAGUGAUGCCGCCUGCCCUUCUGGUCCACUUUCCUCUAGUGGUCUUCUCUUCCACACUCCCCUCAAAUCACAUUCCACCUGCUGAAGUGACGCUGCCGUCAGAUACUGCAAGCAAACAUGGCUUCGACUGGAUCGUUCCGUGUGGUGUCAGAGGACGAGCAGGCCAUGAGAUCCAAGCUGGAGCAUCUGACAGUGAAGGAUCACGGGCCUGUGUUUGGACCAUGUCACAAAAUGCCGGGCCACACUAUACAAAAGGCUAAGGAUGAGCUGAAUGAGACAGAGGAGAGGCGGGCACUGUCCCUCAAGGACCUGCGAGGUAUGAUGAAAGAGAGGGCAGCCGAAGGAGAUGACCUGGCCAAAUUGGUGCUGGAGCGUCUCGGCGAUAAACCCGACGCUCUGCUCCUGCGCUUCCUCCGAGCCCGCAAGUUUGAUGUUGACAGGGCCCAUGAACUCAUGAAGGGUUACGUGCGUUUCAGGAAGGAGUACCCCGAGUUGUUUGAGAACCUGACGCCCGAGGCGGUCCGCAGCACCAUUGAGGCGGGCUACCCUGUGGUUCUGCCCAGCAGGGACAAGUAUGGUCAUGCAGUCCUGCUUUUCAACAUUGAGAACUGGGACCUGGAGGAGAUCACCUUUGAUGAGAUUUUAAGAGCGUACUGCGUGAUCCUGGAGAAGUUGCUUGAGAAUGAAGAGACCCAGAUCAAUGGCUUUGUCCUGAUUGAGAAUUUCAAGGGCUUCACCAUGCAGCACGCCUCAGGAAUUAAGCCUGCUGAGCUCAAGAAGAUGGUGGACAUGCUUCAGGAUUCGUUCCCGGCUCGUUUCAAGGCGGUCCACGUCAUCCACCAGCCAUGGUACUUCACCACUACAUACAACAUGGUCAAGCCUUUCAUGAAGAGCAAGCUGCUGGAGAGGGUGUUUGUCCACGGGGACGAGCUGGACAACUAUUUGAAAGAAUUUGAUGCCGACAUCCUGCCUGCAGAUUUUGAUGGGAAAGCUUGCGUGGCGGACUGCCAGGCCAUCGCCGCCAGGCUCUUUGGCUCUGAGGACACAGCUCUCUGAAGGAGGAAGGUCCUUCGUCUUGGACCAUCGAUGAUCAGACAGGCACCCUGUUGUGAAGCUAUAGGACAAUCUUUUUUUCUUUUUAAUCGGUAAGGAAGUGCUGAGCACAUAGGUAUUUAGAUUUAGCAGAAGGAGGCUUAAGGUGAUAAUUAAAAUGGAUGUUUAGAUUUUGGGAUGAGCAGUUAAUAUUUUGGAGGUGGUGCGUUUGAUAGUUUCCUUUAAAACUGGAACAGAAUUUGUGCCUACAAACCUGUCAGAUGAAUGCUAUCAGAAAACGAAACAGUUACAAUGCAGGACAAGCUAAAGAGUGACAUGUUAUAAAGUUAUAAGUUAAUCUGUAU